Pestalotiopsis fici W106-1 is the source of this 993-nucleotide messenger RNA. RefSeq names its product Pectate lyase B. Bases 1 to 993 code for a protein of 330 amino acids. The transcript has 3 exons. Gene Ontology annotation, molecular function: pectate lyase activity. The record is from RefSeq and is a predicted model, not a curated record. Lineage: Eukaryota; Fungi; Ascomycota; Sordariomycetes; Amphisphaeriales; Sporocadaceae.
AUGAAGUUCCUUGCUGCCUUUGCCGCUCUGGCCGGCCUUGUCGCCGCUGUGCCAACCCCAACUGAGGACCAAGCUCUCGACGUUCGCGCCAUCGAGAAGAGAGCAACCAUCACCGACGCUGCUGAUGUAGGCUAUGCCACUCAAAACGGCGGUACCACUGGUGGAAAGGGCGGCACCACCACCACCGUCAGCACCCUCGCCCAGUUUACCGCUGCGGCCGGCUCAUCGUCAGCAUAUGUGAUUGUCGUGAGCGGAGCCAUCUCUGGCGCCGCCAAGGUCAAGGUCACGUCGAACAAGAGCAUUAUUGGAAAGUCUGGAUCUAGCUUGACCGGUAUUGGUCUGACCAUCAACGGCCAGUCCAACGUCAUUGUCCGCAACAUGAAGAUCUCCAAGGUCCUGGCCGACUACGGUGACGCCAUCACCAUCCAGGCCUCCAAGAACGUCUGGGUCGACCACGUCGACGUCUCGUCUGACCUGAACAACGGCAAGGACUACUACGACGGUCUGAUUGAUGUCACCCACGCCUCGGACUGGGUCACCAUCUCCAACAGCUACAUCCACGACCACUACAAGGCGUCCCUGGUCGGCCACUCGGACAGCAACGGCGACGAGGACACUGGCCACCUGACUGUCACCUACGCCAACAACUACUGGAAGAACGUCAACAGCCGUACCCCGUCUUUCCGAUUCGGUACCGGCCACAUCUUCAACAACUACUACCUCUCCCUCGGCGACAGCGGUAUCAACACCCGCAUGGGUGCCCAACUCCUGGUCGAGAGCAGCGUCUUUGAGUCGAGCGCCACAAAGGCCAUCUUCAGCGACGACAGCGACGAGAUUGGCUACGCCGUCGUCAGCGACGUCAGCCUGGGCGGCUCCACCAACACGGCCUCGACCGGCACCCUCAAGUCGGUCCCUUACUCGUACAGCAAGCUUGGCUCCGGCAGCGUCAAGGCAUCCGUUACCGCCUCGGCCGGCCAGACCCUUUCUUUCUAG